This is a messenger RNA of Aspergillus lentulus, 1287 nucleotides long. RefSeq names its product NAD-dependent epimerase/dehydratase family protein. Gene Ontology annotation, biological process: galactose metabolic process. The record is from RefSeq and is a predicted model, not a curated record. Gene Ontology annotation, cellular component: cytosol. Lineage: Eukaryota; Fungi; Ascomycota; Eurotiomycetes; Eurotiales; Aspergillaceae. Gene Ontology annotation, molecular function: UDP-glucose 4-epimerase activity.
AUGGACAGCUACCAGCAAUCCGACGCAAGCACUCCGGUGGAGCCUUGCUCCCCAGGCUGCGUGGACACGCCCGCAACGCAAUCGUCCGUCUUGUUUGAUGGUCAUCUGGAAGAUCUUCUGCGCCACUUCCCUCUCGACCAGUACAUCCUUGUCACUGGCGGCCUCGGCUUCAUUGGCAGUCACACAACAUUGGAACUGCUCAAGGCCAAUUAUAAUGUCAUUGUGAUCGACAACCUCAGCAACUCCUUUCAGAUCGUCUUCGACCGCAUCAAGCUGUUAGCGUCCAAGUACCAUGAGCAGCAGGGAACCACGAUGCCGUCGCUGCACCUGCAUGCGCACGACUAUCGUGACACCGCUGCUCUCCGCGACCUUUUAGAACAACACCAGACUCAGACCCGAUGGGGUACGACCAAGUCUAAGAUCUCCGGUGUCAUCCACUUUGCUGCCUACAAAGCAGUGGAGGAGAGCAUCCGUAACCCACUCAAGUACUAUUCCAACAACGUCAGCGGCCUCAUCGACUUUGCCACGACGCUGGGUGACUAUGGCAUCAAGACCUUUAUUUUCUCCUCGUCGGCCACUGUGUACGGCACCUUGGCAACUUCCGGUCUCCCCCUGAAGGAGGAGCUCUGCACUCACAAGGAGGAGAUCUAUACCGACCAUGACGGGAGUGAACGCAUUGUCCAGCCCGGCUGCACCGGCAUCACCAACCCCUAUGGCCGUACCAAAUGGAUCUGCGAGGCCAUCCUGGCGGACCUCGCCGCCUCCGACCCAGAAUGGACCAUCGUAGCUCUGCGGUACUUCAACCCCAUCGGCUGUGACGAGUCCGGCCUCCUCGGAGAAGACCCCAGACAGACGCCCACAAACUUACUUCCUGUCGUCGUCAAAGUCAUGACAGGCGAGUACAAGGAGUUGCAGAUGUUCGGCACUGACUGGGACACCGAGGACGGUACCGCCGUCCGGGACUUCAUCCACGUCACCGACCUUGCGCGCGGCCACAUCGCCGCCCUCAGUGCAGCCAACGAAGGCAAACUGGCCGAGAACUUCCGCACGUUCAACCUGGGAACCGGUCGCGGACACUCCGUCAAGGAAGUCGUCGAGACCAUGGAGGAUGUCGCCUCCAAGCACAUCCCGCGCAGGGCGGCCGAUCGCCGCGCGGGUGAUGUGGGCUCGUGUGUCGCCGUGGCCUCAAGGUCGCAGCAGGAGCUCCACUGGAAGACGGAAAAGUCACUCAAGGAUGCUUGUGUGAGCUUGUGCAAUUUCCUGGAAGUUAGUGGGUUGUCUACUUAG